Messenger RNA from Eleginops maclovinus (Patagonian blennie), 3760 nucleotides. It is a transcript of the gene npdc1b, whose product is annotated as neural proliferation, differentiation and control, 1b. NCBI's taxonomy places the organism in Eukaryota, Metazoa, Chordata, Actinopteri, Perciformes, Eleginopidae. The record is from RefSeq and is a predicted model, not a curated record. Bases 256 to 1194 code for a protein of 312 amino acids. The transcript has 9 exons. Gene Ontology annotation, cellular component: membrane.
GGUGUAUCCUUGUUGGCAGUCCGCGGUAGGUUGCACAGACCCCGUGGUGAACUCUCUCGAGGCCCUGGAGGACCCGUGCUGCUGCCCCCGGCUCCUGAAUAGUUUUGCUAUUAAAAGUGUUGGUUUUUCUGAGUCCUCUCCUCCCUCGCUAGGGGAUGGAGGGGGAAUGAUCACCGCCGAAUUUCCUCCCCCACCUCCUCCUGCGCAUUCUCGGUCGCUCGGUGUCCGCACUCAGGCCCCGGAGCUCUGCCCGGGAUGAGGAACCUGCUCCCCCGGACUGCGGUGCUCGCGGCCCUGCUGGCGCUCAGUUCCUGCCUGACAGGAUCUCACCUGUGCCCUCGGAGUUUAGACUGUGCCCGGGCAGGACGGGGCUUCUGCCAGCCUGGCAGCUCUCAAUGCGGACCCUGCCUGCGCCCUCUGCUGGAGAACGCCCAUGGCCGCUGUGUGGUCAAGAGGAGGCACGCUGCUCACGCCACUAAAGGUAAGGUGAGCACCUAUCCUGAGCUGGAUGAGGAGAUCGACUUCCUGUCUGCCAUCAUCAGUGAACAGAGAACUCUGUCCAGGCUGCCAGCUCCAGCCUCCCAAGCUUCUGAACUCACACCCGGCGCCCCCCCUCUCACACCAUCCACCACAGAGCAGCCCAGGAGCCAGAGUGUCCUGCCCACCAGUGAGGCUCCACCCACCUCCACCACAAACCACACCACUGCUCUGCUCAGCGAUCCCAUCAUCCUCCCGUACCCCCCCCAUGACCAGGUCUUCAUCAUCCUCAGCAGUGUCUUCAUGGUGGUGGCUUCGCUGGCUCUGAUCACAGCAGGCGCCUGUUGGGUCAGAUUGCAGAAAGGAGUGCGUCUGACCCAGAAGGCAGACCGCCCUGCAUACAGACUGAUGAGAGCGCAGGCCUUCGACAAUCUGCCUGGGGACAGGAAGCUGGCCCACAGUGCCCAGAUGUACCACUACCAGCACCAGAAACAGCAGAUGCUCUCCUUGGAGAACGUGUGUGUGGUUGUGUUUGACCUUUGCAGACACAGGGAUGAGCGGAAAAUUGCUGACUCAGGAGCAUCGACAGAUGAGGAGAACGAGGACGGAGACUUCACAGUGUACGAGUGUCCUGGAUUGGCCCCUACUGGAGAAAUGGAGGUGAAGAACCCACUGUUUGACGACUCCACCCUUUACCUUCAAAGGGUCCACAAGUAAACCUGGACUCGAGACACUUACCACUCUGACACAUAAUCCUCGUACACUGCUGUGCUCAGGGCCGGAUGAGUGUGAAAGGGACAUAGAGGCGGAAGAGGAUGAAGAGUGAGGCGUUCAUGGACAUGUAAAGUCACACCACAGGGCUGGUUUCUGUUUGAAACAGGACUGAAUCAGGGAACAAUGCCUCCCAUUCUACAGCUGCAUUCUGUUUUCAAUCUCGUCAUUGUUUCUUUUUAGCUUUGUUCACUAAUUUUGCAAUCUGCCAAUAUGGAAAAAUUCUGAAUAACUUCAGCCAGGUAACCAACAUUGAAUCACAUAUCCUGAGUGAAUAACAAAGGAGAGUCCAGUAACAGUUCAACUGAGCUACCACUAUGACAUUCUGAGUUGAUUGGUUGAUAGACCUCCAUGAAUAUCCAUGUUUAGUGAUUAUGACAUUACGUGUCCCCUUUUUUCCAAAAGGAUUUACAUACAUUCAGUACUGUGGGCAAUCCCCACAGGAGCAGUUUGGGAUGAAUUGUCUCCCCCAGGGACACAACGACACACUGACUGCAGUUGGACUGGAACCAGCGCUCCCCUGAUACAAAGAUCAGCGCAGUAUCCCACUGUGCCACAGCCUCGUAUUGAUAACUUAAUACUCCUUAAUUUAUUGUGUUCUCACUGCAGGCUUUGAUUUUAUUCACACAUUUUUUAAAUCAGUUUUUACUAUUUUAUGAACACACCGUGAUCGUUAUCAGUAUGUUAGCUAUGUAGUUCCUCUAUAAAUGAAUUGAUGACGCUGUGUUAUGACAUCUGAAAAUCAAUAUGCAUUUACAUUUCUAACAAGUCUAUCGUGCAAACUUGCAAAUGAUAUAUAUAUAUUGAUUUCAAAGGAAUUUGAAACUUCUUUACCGAGAACUCUGAAACAGAGUGUGUAUAUACAGUAUCUCUGAAACAUGGCUUGUCUCCAUGGUUUUGUGAUCUGUAAAUAGCUGCUAACAUGUACAGGACAGAGAUCUUGUGUUAGUACUUGUGUUCCGCUUGUUUGUGUCAGAGCUUCAAUUGUUUGUUUCCUUAUUGUUAACUGAAGGGUUUGAAGGGUUCCUGCACUUGUGCAAAGGACAGUAAAUGUCUCAGUAAGUAAUGUCCCGGUUUUGAAAACAUAAUUCACCUAUUAUCUGUGGAGCAUUAUAGUUUGUAGUGUAAUAGUUUUGUAGAUAAGAGCCUAGGUAUCAGCACACUAUAUCACAUAGCUCCUGCACAUUUAACCCUACCUAGCCUUCUCCAGAUAAACAUGACAAACGGCCUAAGUCUACUGUAUGUAGGUACAAUGCAAAAGUGCCUUAAAUUGCAUUAUUUCUAACAGCCAGCAGGGGGCGUCUCAUGGGGCUGCAUAAAGAAGUCUGGUGGUAUAGAACUCAAUGAGAAAAUGACCCUAUUACUCACUUUUUUACCUCAGUAAACAUUUUGAUUAUCAGUUUAUCCUCUCACUCACUAGUUCCAUCUCUUCUUCAAUUCAGCAGGAGAUUUAUUUGAUAAAUCUUUUUCCCAGGUGGAGUAAAAUAGACCAAAAGCAGAGUGUGCUUUGGGGGGCAACAUUCUGGUUGAAAAGUCACCAACAACAUGUUGUCGUGUUAGAACUUCCAUCCUUUCACAUUGGGUUUUUUUCUUACAUAUUUCAUCGUUUGCAAAUUUAACUAACAUUUGGUCUCCUCAACAUUUUUUGUGUUUGUUAAGCACAAAAUAAGUUUGGAAAAGUCAAAAUGCCAAAUCUCAAGGCUACAAAGCUGUAAUCCACCAAGCAGUUGGUGAUUGGCGUGAUGUCCUGUGGACUUUUGGCCCCAAAUGCAUACAAGUUUUCCCUUUCCUGAUCAUUAAUAGUAUACAUGAUGAGUGUUAUCAUGAUGGUAUGGGCUAUGUUACACAUAUGACCUCUUGGAUUCUCUGCUUUUACCUUUACUGAAGCUGCUAUCCUCACCUGGCUUAAAUACUCUUUUAGGACUGGAACUAUCUUUCUGUAUACUGUAUGUAUGCUCAUAUUACACUUCCAGGUUGAUAUUUAGCCUCAGUGACAGAUGUUUGUCAGGAAACUUGCAGGAACCCUGAUCUAACUCAGGAAAGCUGUACUCUUUAGCCCCACCCCCUCUCAUCUCUACCACAUUUAAAGAGAUGGUUUAACUAUUUUAGAUGUGGACACAUAUCUACAAUAUGUAAAAAGAAAAUAUCUACAGCAGAUACCAGGGAUUAUUAACAGGGAAGAUCUUCAACUGUGUUGUAAGACUGUUUUAUCCAAACAUACUGAACGUGUUGAACAAAACAAAGGGCCGUCUAUGGUUGGAGGAUUAAGGGAAGAGGAGAAAAGAUACAAUUCUGAUGAUGUUUGCCUUUUUUACAUGUUAUAUAGCUCUGAUUACUGAGAGCCAAACGGUUGCCUUGUUUAGGUCAUUCUCGCUCUGAUACAGACUGUUUCUGACUCCAUCUAAUUAGUUCUACACACUACGGAAAACAUAUUACCACCGUGUUAAGCCUGCAUGUAAAUAUACCAGAGCUGAAAUGCAUAAAAUAAAUAUUUAUAUAAUCUCAUGUGAAA